AGGUACAAAUUAUGUGCUGUUAGAGGUAUUGAAGAACUUUUAACUCUGUUUUUAAAACACCAAAUUCUCAGUAGUACAGUAAACCUUACUUAUAAUACAUACAAUAAAUCAUUAUUCAAGUCAUCAAGAUGUCAAGUAUUUGGAAUUUUGUUGAUGAGGUUGAUGAGGAUCAGAUAAUGGAUAACUACAUACAAGUAUUGGAAAACGAUUAUAUUUCUGAACUUGAUAGUGAACUUGUUAGUGCUGUUGGUACACAAGAUACAGAAACCACGGAUUCAAUAUUGGAAAAUGAUUAUAUUUCUGAACUUGAUGUUAGUGCUGCUGGUAUACAAGAUACAGAAACUAAGGAUUCAAAUUCGUGGUCAUCAAGUGCUACCAAGUUACUAAUAACAUUAAGAGGAGCUUGCCAUGAAAAAUUUGAGAAGAUCAAAAAAAAGGGAAAAAAAUUAGAACAGUGGGAUGUGAUUUCAAAAGAAAUGAAAGCAAAAAAUAUUAAUGUAAGUCCUAAGCAAUGCGACGAAAAAUGGCGAAGGUUAUUAACUCGUUUUCGACAAGUGAGGGAUGCAUCUAAAAAGUCUAGGAGUGGUGGAAUAAAAUGGCAGUAUUAUAUAUUAAUAGAAAAUGCCAUAUCAUCUACAGCCAGACAAACAAUUUCACCACCAAAAAAUUUGUUACAUGAGUCAACCAAAGUUACAAACAGUUCUAUUGAAAUGCCAGAGUUAGAAUCUUCAAUAUCACUUUCAACAACAUCCGAAUCAUCUUUUACAGGAACACCAAAACCUUUAUUUAGCCAAAACAGUCAUGAAAAGAUACCUGCUUGGUUUACUAAGUUUGAAAAGUUAAGAAAUGAUCAACUAGAGGCAACUAAUAAUAAUGCAAAUCAACUAAACAUGCGUCUUGACAAGUUGGAAAAAAGAGAUGAAAUGAUGCUGAAUACUCAAGAAAAAUUAUUAAAAAAAUUAGAUGAUGCAAAUCAAAUUGAAAUUCAAAAGAUGGAACUUUUCAAAAAAAUUUAUGACAUCAACACAUAAUGUACUUAUUUUUUCAAUAUUUUAAUUUGAGACCAGUAUUACAAAGUUUUUUCAUUGGUAUAGUAAAGAGAGGGCCAGUUUUUAUUUUUAUUUUGUUAUUUACAUUUUCAAUUUGUUUUUAUU
Messenger RNA from Myzus persicae (green peach aphid), 1154 nucleotides. RefSeq lists its product as uncharacterized. Lineage: Eukaryota; Metazoa; Arthropoda; Insecta; Hemiptera; Aphididae. The transcript is spliced from 7 exons. The record is from RefSeq and is a predicted model, not a curated record. Bases 129 to 1031 code for a protein of 300 amino acids.